This is a messenger RNA of Rubroshorea leprosula, 373 nucleotides long. Lineage: Eukaryota; Viridiplantae; Streptophyta; Magnoliopsida; Malvales; Dipterocarpaceae. The record is from the annotation of a GenBank genome assembly.
GGGCUAUACAAGAGACAUCAUCUCUUUCCUCGAAUGCUUUCUCACUCUAUCUUAAAGUUCAUAUUUAGAACUUCUAAUUUGAUAGGUUGGGCGGACGUAAAAACUCUAGAUGCCCCCUUUCUUCCUUCUAGCUGCGCGCCUUCCGUCGCUUCUCCUCCCCCUCUUCUUUGCCUCGCCUAUUACUUGCCUCCUUCGCUGACGGUUGCACAGGCUUGUCCACCUAGGGUAAGGGGCUUCUUCCCUUGCACUGUUAAAUCCUACCAUGCAAGAUCUGUACCUCCUGGAAACAGCAAUGGUUGGUUUGGUUUGGUAGGUGUCAUUUGAGAUUCAGGCCCUUGUAGGGGUUUGCCUAAAAUAAUCCUUCUUGAUAGUG